Acanthisitta chloris (rifleman) is the source of this 920-nucleotide messenger RNA. It is a transcript of the gene SMCO4, whose product is annotated as single-pass membrane protein with coiled-coil domains 4. Lineage: Eukaryota; Metazoa; Chordata; Aves; Passeriformes; Acanthisittidae. The record is from RefSeq and is a predicted model, not a curated record. The transcript has 2 exons. Bases 182 to 361 code for a protein of 59 amino acids.
GAAACUGAGAGAAGCCACUUAAGAAAUCCUAUUAGCUGUCUGCUCUCUAGCUUCUUGCACAGCCAACCACUUGAAGGAGAAGGAAUUCUUCAAUCUCUUGUUUGAAAAACCUUGGACUAUUUUCUGCUGUUCCACUCCCUUUGCUCCCACAUUUCGGUGAACAAAAGAUCCAAAGAGGAGGAUGAGGCAGCUAAGAGGAAAACCCAAAAAAGAGACCUCCAAAGAUAAAAAGGAGAGAAAACAGGCAAUGCAAGAGGCCCGGCAACAAAUCACCACUGUUGUGCUUCCCACGCUGGCUGUCGUGGUACUGCUGAUUGUUGUGUUUGUUUAUGUAGCAACUCGUCCAAAUACAACUGAAUGAUGCAGCUUUUCAGACUUCGUAGCUUCGGGGUAUUAAUAAUUUUACCAAGAGCCAAAAGGAAACUCUCUGCCACUCUUUUAGUUCUUUACAAAGGAACUUGCUGGUAUUUUCAGUCUUUCUCUUGGUCAGGGUCCUGCGGAUUCUCUUUAGGAAUGUAACAUAAAACGUAUUAGUGAAUGUGCCAGUACGUUUUAUGGUCCAGUUCAUGUGCCUUUCAGACUUUUAAAAUGGUGUUUUUCUUAAAUCUGUUUGAAGCUCUAUAUUGUCAAAGGAAAUCGUGUUCUGCUAUAAAUUUGUAAAAAAUCAGCUUUCAGCUUUUAUCAGUGUUACGGAUAAUGUUGCUCCUGUGAGCUCUUGUAUGUCUAUUUCAGAACUUCCAAAGAAGUACAUUUCUUCUUUGUACUUAAUGUCAUAUGAAGUGCUUUGAUUCAGAAAGGAUAUAUUUAUUUUUUGAAUAAAAGAGAGAAGUCUUACUUGUAAUCUUCAAAUUAUUUUGCAAAAAAUGUGACUUAUUGUGCAAGCCUACAUUGUGUAAUAAUUUUUUCAUCAAACACCAUAU